GGCGACUGGGAGGAUCUCCGUCGAGGUGAAUGAGCGCGAGAGCGGUGCAGGACGUGAGGCGGGGCCCGGUGGUGUGCGAGAAUGGAGUCCAACACCUUCUCCCGCAUCCGGCUGUGGUGCCCCAGGCCGUUGGGCGGCUACUCCGGGAAUAAGCCGUGCUGCAUCAGCGUCAAGAAGAUGGCAGGCGAUGCCAGGCCCAAGGAGGGGGAGGCCUCGUGCCCCGAGAACUUGCCCCCAUCGACUCCGGGGGGCCCGGGCGGUGGUGGCACUGCCGGGGACGGGCAGGGUGAGGAAGGCCGGGUCCUCCUGGACACGUGGUACGUCAUCAAACCGGGCAACACCAAGGAGAAGAUUGCCUUCUUUGUGGCACACCAGUGCAGCGGAGGGGUUGGCACCGGACGGACCACCAACGCCGUCAAGGUCAAGGGCAACUGGAGCACGGACGGCACCAAACCCAAGAGGCGGCGCAAGUCUCGGGAACCGGUCCAGGAGGGGCCCUGUCCAGUCAGACCCAUGGAGCAGCCUGGGCUCUCCGACAGGCUGUGCCCGCCCCAUCCAGAGGGCGAGGCCUGCGCCCAGGAGGCUGACCCGCCCUUCUCAGUGGCCGAGAUGGUAGCGCGGGUGGAGAGGAGGGCGGCCGCUGGUGAGGAGGUUCCAGCCGCCCCUCCGGCGCGAGGACCGGCGCCCUCCCCUCCCCCGGGGCAGACCGAGAACCGGGGGCUGGGCGCUGCUGCCGACUCGCGCCGGGUGGCCCAGGCCAUCGCCCGGAUCGAGUCAGCCCAGCGGGGGGCGGGGGAAGGCCAGGAGGGGGAGGGGGUGCCAGCGGCUGGGGUUGGGGAGCGGGCGCCGUGCCCGCCCGGGGAAGUCCGCAUCGCCUUCCGGGUGGCCAGCGGUGACCCCCGCUCGCCAGCAGACUCCCAGGCCCCAGGCCCAGGCCCGGGCUGCAUCUUCAUGAGCUGCAACCACACGGUGUGCGGCGGGGGCGCAGUGGAGAAGAUCACCUGCGACCUCUACCACAUCGUCAGCCCCUCUUCGACCACCUCCUCGUCUCUGCCGGACCCCAAUCCCGGGGGCCUCAACUCCAACGGUAACCACCGUCACCGCGGCGACGGCCAGGCCCGCGCCCGCCCGGACGUGGAGAUGGCGACGGCCGGCGUAGCCGAGGAGCCACGGGCAGGCGGCGUCCCCACCGAGGGGGCGGGCGGUGCCUCCUCCCCCACCCCAGCGUCUCCCCCGCCCCUGGAGAAGGGCUCCCCCCGGGACUGCCUGAACGGUUUCCACGUGGAGGUGGUGGUCACCGGAGGCGUAGACCACUCGGUCUUCUUCGGCCGGGAGGGCCCGCCCGGCGACAAGGAGGACACGGUCUGCGUGACGGUGAGCGGGCCCGCGCCGGACGCCAAGUGCCUGGCCUGCGAGGACCCCUCUCCGCCGCCCGGCCAGCUCUUCUUCCUGAGGCCCCUCCCCCCAGCAGACGCCGACUCUUCGGCCGAGCCGGCUCCCAUCGGCGGGUCACCGGACCCCAAGGACAGCGCCGUCCUCCUGAGCCCCGAGUCCGAGCCCCCGGACGCCCCGCUCUACUGCCUGUACCGCCACGUCUCGCACGACUUCCUGGAGAUCCGCUUCCAAAUCCAGCGGCUCCUGGAGCCCCGGCAGUACCUCCUGCUCCUGCCCGACCACGUGACAGUGAAGAUCCUCAGCUACCUCCCCACCCGGGCCUUGGCGGCCCUGAAGUGCGUCUGCCACCACUUCAAGGCCGUGAUCGAGGCCUACGGGGUGCGGGCCACGGACUCGCGGUGGAACCGGGACCCCCAGUACCGGGACGACCCCUGCAAGCAGUGCAAGAAACGAUACGAGCGGGGCGACGUCUCCCUCUGCCGCUGGCACCCGAAACCUUAUCACCACGACUUGCCUUACGGACGCUCCUAUUGGAUGUGCUGCCGGCGGAAAGACCGGGACACCCCGGGAUGCUGCGUCGGUCUCCAUGACAACAACUGGGUGCAGCCCAGCGACACACUCAAGAAGGAGGAGGGGAGGUAAAACAACGAACCCUGUGGACAGGAAAGGAAUGUUUUUGUUUUCCGGAAAAUUCUCGGCCCUCCCCUCCCCGCCCCGGCUGAACAUUCCGGCUUCUCGUGUGCUAGAGAUAUUUAAUUUCUGUUUCGUUUGAAGGCGUUUGGGCUGUCGGGGUGCGUAUGGAAUGAGAUUAAUUGUCGAGAGCAUGAUCGAGAUUGUGUUCUUCCCUCUCUCUAGUUUUUUAUUUGGUUUCCCCACCCCUUCCCCCUUGUUAUCCAAAUAUAUCGAAACAUAAUUUAAGAUCAACACAAGUGCAGCUUCUUUCAUCCGCACCCUUCACCCUCCCCCUCCAAAAAAAUCCAAUUUCUCCUGAGCUGUUUCCUUAGCGACCGCUUGGCCGUUCUCUCAGCUGCCAUCUUGGUUUCUCCUUGUUGGGUGGAGAGUAUUGUUAGCAGUCAUAAGCUGCUCAGGAACAAAAUUAGCAGCUUCCAGUGACCUCGCCCAUGGCUCCGUUGGUGUGACCUGGCGGUUAUUAACUCUUAAGGUUUAGCAGGCCUCAAUCCAGUCCUACCUAAUUCCGUGGAGGUUUUGGGGCAGUAUUGGGCUGGACUUCGGAAUCUCCAAGUUGUCCACAGAAGGAACGAUCCUAACAUAGAAUCCACAAUGUGGAAGCAGGCCAUUUGGCCCAUCAAGUCCACACUGACCCUCCAAAGAGCAUCCCACCCAUAACCAGUU
Molecule: messenger RNA, 2748 nt
Organism: Chiloscyllium plagiosum (whitespotted bambooshark)
Lineage: Eukaryota; Metazoa; Chordata; Chondrichthyes; Orectolobiformes; Hemiscylliidae
Source: RefSeq, a predicted model, not a curated record